Molecule: messenger RNA, 3131 nt
Organism: Phyllostomus hastatus (greater spear-nosed bat)
Lineage: Eukaryota; Metazoa; Chordata; Mammalia; Chiroptera; Phyllostomidae
Gene: PTPRR
Product: protein tyrosine phosphatase receptor type R
Exons: 14
Coding region: 70-2028 (652 amino acids)
Biological process (GO): protein dephosphorylation
Molecular function (GO): protein tyrosine phosphatase activity
Source: RefSeq, a predicted model, not a curated record
GUUCUGGUAACACUUUUCCUGAAGUGAGGUCGUGGUGGAGUUUCUCCUCCACUUCUCCAUGCAAACACUAUGCGGAGAGCAAUCGGCUUCCCUGCGCUGUGCCUGCUUCUUAAUCUUCACGCUGCAGGAUGCUUUUCAGGAAAUAAUGAUCACUUUUUGGCACUUCAUCAUAAGAAGAGUGGGAAGCCAGCAUUCCUUUAUCACCAUUCACAAGACAUUGAGAAGAGCCUGGAUAUAGCUCCACAAAAGAUGUAUAAACAUUCCUCUUCUGAAGCUCAAAUAAGUAAACACCACACAAUUGUUAAUUCAGCAUUUCCUAGACCUGCAUAUGAUUCAUCUCUCAAUCUGUUGGCUGCGGCUGGUCAAGAUCUCGAAGUGGAAAACCUUCCAAUCCCAGCAGCAAAUGUAAUAGUGGUAACACUGCAAAUGGAUGUCAACAAGCUGAACAUAACCUUGCUUCGAAUAUUCCGCCAGGGAGUGGCAGCAGCUUUGGGACUCCUUCCCCAGCAAGUGCACAUCAACCGCCUCAUUGGAAAGAAGAACAGUGUGGAACUGUUUGUGUCUCCCAUCACCCGAAAAGGAGGCGUUUCUGAGGCUCUGCCAUCUGAGGAAGUGCUGCGCUCACUUAACAUCAAUGUUUUGCAUCAGAGCUUAUCCCAGUUUGGAAUCACAGAUGUGUCCCCUGAGAAAAAUGUUUUACAAGGGCAGCAUGAAGCGGACAAAAUCUGGAGCAAAGAAGGAUUUUAUGCUGUUGUCAUAUUUCUCAGCAUCUUUGUUAUUAUAGUAACGUGUCUGAUGAUUCUUUACAGAUUAAAAGAAAAGUUUCAGCUUUCUCUGAGACAAGAUAAAGAGAAAAAUCAAGAGAUCCACCUAUCACCCCUAGCCUUACAGCCAGCCCAGUCUGAAGCAAAGACGGUCAACAGCAUGGUCCAGCCCGAGCAGGCGCCGAAGGUGCUGAGUGUGGUCGUGGACCCUCAAGGUCGAUACGCUCCCGAGAUCAAAGCUACCACCUCUGUCUGCCCUUCUCCUUUCAAAAUGAAACCCAUAGGACUUCAAGAGAGACGAGGGUCCAAUGUGUCUCUGACUUUGGACAUGAGUAGCCUGGGGAAUGUUGAACCCUUUGUGGCUAUACCAACCCCACGGGAGAAGGUUGCAAUGGAGUAUCUUCAGUCAGCCAGCCGCAUUCUCACAAGAUCACAGCUGAGGGACGUCGUGGCAAGUUCACAUUUACUCCAAAGUGAAUUCAUGGAAAUACCAAUGAACUUUGUGGAUCCCAAGGAAAUUGACAUUCCACGUCAUGGAACGAAAAAUCGCUAUAAGACCAUUUUGCCAAAUCCCCUGAGCAGAGUGUGUUUAAGACCAAAAAAUGUAACUGAUUCUUUGAGCACCUACAUUAAUGCUAAUUAUGUUCGAGGCUACCGUGGCAGAGAGAAAGCGUUCAUCGCCACGCAAGGCCCCAUGAUCAACACUGUGAAUGACUUCUGGCAGAUGGUUUGGCAGGAAGAUAGUCCUGUGAUUGUUAUGAUCACAAAACUCAAAGAAAAGAAUGAGAAAUGUGUGUUAUACUGGCCUGAAAAGAGAGGAAUAUAUGGGAAAGUGGAGGUUCUGAUUAUCAGUGUAAAUGAAUGUGAUAACUACACUGUUCGAAACCUUGUCUUAAAGCAAGGAAGUCACACCCAACAUGUGAAGCAUUACUGGUACACCUCAUGGCCCGAUCACAAGACUCCAGACAGCGCCCAGCCCCUUCUACAACUCAUGCUGGAUGUAGAAGAAGACAGACUUGCAUCUGCAGGCCGAGGGCCUGUGGUCGUCCACUGCAGUGCAGGGAUAGGUAGAACAGGGUGUUUUAUUGCCACAUCCAUUGGCUGUCAGCAGUUAAAAGAAGAAGGAGUCGUGGACCCACUGGGCAUUGUCUGCCAGCUUCGUGUAGACCGAGGUGGAAUGGUCCAAACCAGUGAGCAGUAUGAAUUUGUGCAUCAUGCUCUGUGCUUGUACGAGAGCAGACUUUCCGAAGAAACUGUCCAGUGAUGCUUGGAAGAUUUACCAGACCAUCAGUCUCUAGGGGUGAUUAAUCAAUUACCCACUUGAGGCUUCUGGAAGGAGCUUCCUGCAAUGAAAGAAACGAGAAGCCCUCCAGGCAAGCUGUGGCAUGGAUUGUGGAAGACAGCAACAUGUUAAAGGUUGCCAGCCCCUUGUGUAUAUGAAUGCAUUUGUAAGCAUCUCCUAAGUUAUUUUGAAAGUCCUAUACUGCUGGAGGUAUGACAGACUUCUCACACAGCUGGGGGGAGUUUGUCUUGUCCAUAUCAAUUACCUGCCACACAGAAUGUCUGUCUGAAAUACUCAGUGAUACUUGUCAUCAGAUGAUGACUGAAGAGCUGCUGAAGAAGUUAUUGUGUGUUUAGAUGCUUUAAUGUUUGCAAAAUCUGUCUCGUGAAUGGACUGUCAGCUGUUAAACCGUUCCUUUUUAAGUGCUAUUAUCUUUCUCAGUUACCAGAAUCUUGCCGCUAAAGUUGCAAGUGAGUGAUAAAGGAUUUUUAACAAAUAAGUACUUGUUUUUGAAAAAAAUCAAAAGCAGUAACUAUUUUAUAUGGAAAUGUGUCUUGAUAAUAUUACCCAUUAAACAUGUAUUUAUCAGUACCUCCUGUCAAUCAAUGAACAGAGCACAAUGACUGUCCCUGGGUAUGUGUGUAUUUACUCUCUAUUGCUGAGCGCCGCAGUGGCUUCUGUGCCAGGACUCUAUCCCCUGUAUUUCUACCUUGUGAGUCGUUUUACUGUAAAAGGGGAAAACAACUUUGUAGCAACUCUGAUGAGUCAAGAAUUUUAAAUACUUUUCUCUCUGCCACUGAGGAGUUUUUGAGUAUGCCGUCUACCUGGAAUCUCUUGCCCAAUAAAAGGCAGUUGCUUUGGGGAAUGAUGUCACCUGGCACAUUUUGAGAGGUUCUUUUAAAAGGAUGCUGCCGUGCAUAUCCUGACAUUUCUGAGAGGCUCUAAUUCUCCAGAGACAAAUAGAGGUAAAAACAAAAACUACAGUCAGCAAACACUAGCUGUUCUGCUCAGAUAUGAAUUUUUAAUGCAGCUAUGUUGGCUUUGUUUCCUACUGCCAAUAAACUACUCUUAAUACUAAUGAUUGA